Messenger RNA from Saccoglossus kowalevskii, 1622 nucleotides. RefSeq names its product 2-hydroxyacylsphingosine 1-beta-galactosyltransferase-like. The record is from RefSeq and is a predicted model, not a curated record. Gene Ontology annotation, biological process: galactosylceramide biosynthetic process. Gene Ontology annotation, cellular component: endoplasmic reticulum. NCBI's taxonomy places the organism in Eukaryota, Metazoa, Hemichordata, Enteropneusta, Harrimaniidae. Gene Ontology annotation, molecular function: N-acylsphingosine galactosyltransferase activity.
AUGGCACGAUUCCAGACGAGUCGCGAUCUUUUACUACUAACACUGAUAUGUGUGUUAUUGGGAAGUGUGUCUUGCCACAAAGUUCUGAUUCUUCCGGGAAUCUCCGUUGGUAGUCACUUUCUAUACUUUGCUAAACUCGGUGAGCAUUUGAAGAGCAAAGGUCACGAUGUUACAAUGUUGUUAGGAGAAAACAACAACGCCCUGAACAAAAUACCUCACAUUGUAGACAGUUUCCACUUUGAGAAAUAUACCACUGCCAUGGACAACGAACUUAUGACCAAGCUGGACAAGAUGCUUACAAAGUCUCUAAAUGGACAGUUUAAUCCUAUGGAUGUUAUGUUUAUAAAUAAUGCUUUAGUAGAAGAUUGUGUGUUACUGCUCGAAAACCAGGAACUGUUUCAACGCUUAAAGAGAAAAGAGUUUGAUAUCAUACUUAUCAACAACUUUGCUGCAUGUACAAUCCUUAUGUCACAAAAACUAGAUCUACCGUUUGUCAUUGUAUCCACCAAUCGACCGAUGACAAUGAUGGAUGCAUAUUAUCUCAAUAUGCCGAGCCCCAUAUCAUAUGUCCCAUCAAUGAUCUCUGGACUCUCUGACAACAUGAACUGUGGUCAAAGAUUAAGUAACCUUAUCUACCGUAUUAUCGGUCAUUUAAUGUAUAGGUUCCUGUUUUUAGCUCCUUAUGACGAAUUGAAACUGAAGUAUGACAUUAAACCGGAAAUGGGUAUGAUGACAUCAUCUGGAAGAAGCGAGAUAACAUUAUUUGCUGUAGACUGGGCAUUGGAGUUUCCAAGGCCAAUAAUGCCGAAUACGAUAUUUCUUGGUGGUUUGUUAGCUUCACCACAAUCCCCUCUCACAAAUGAGUGGGUUGAGUUUAUGAAGUCUGCUAGACAUGGGGUUGUUAUAUUAUCUUUUGGUUCGACGGCGGAUCUUGCAUCCUGUCCCGAAAAAGCGGAACUGGUUUGCGCCGAGCUUGCCAGAUUACCACAGAAAGUAAUUAUGAAAUAUAAUGGACCUCCACCAAUAACUCUUGGUAAUAAUACCAAAUUGACAAAAUGGAUGCCACAAAAUGAUUUACUUGGGCAUCCUAACACCAAAGCAUUUGUAACUCAUGGCGGCAUGAAUGGUGUAUAUGAAGCUAUAUAUCAUGCUGUUCCAAUUGUUGGAUUUCCUUUGUAUGGUGAUCAUUAUGAUACUUUCAGCAGAGUAUCUAGUAAAGGCAUAGCAGUUAUUCUUGAUAUUGGUACGCUGACUCCAGGUGAACUCUACAAUGCUGUAAUCAAAGUUAUUAACACUCCCAGUUAUAAAGAGAAUGCAAAGAAGAUAUCAGCUAUACACAAAGACAAACCCAUGUCAGCAGGUGACACUGCUGUAUUCUGGAUUGAAUAUGUCAUCAAACAUGGCGGCCAACACCUCAGGGCUGCAGCUUUUAAUCUGAGUUUCAUCGAAUAUUUUUUGAUCGAUAUUGCAGUCUUUCUAAUUGUGGUAAUUGCUGUCGUCUUCUUUGUAUUAAAGAAAGCGAUAACUGUAAUUUGUAACAUAUAUUGCAACAAGAAGAUCAUCAAGAUGAAGGUCACUUAAAAGUUGUGUUUUUGAUGUUGAUUAAAGUUAGUAUUUGUAAC